GGAUCAACUAUCGGUUUUCAGCAGAAUGCUUAGACGAAAAUUUCUAUGAUUGGUGCUACAUGUCUAACUGAGUUAUAUCUAUCUAGUGCAAAGAUAGCAUGACAUACGACUUUAUAUUGAACAUCGAAUUAUCUAAAUGUGAAACUGCAUUGAAUUUUCCUUGUUAAUUAAUUCACACACGGCGAAAUUACGACGUAACGAGGCGCGGGGCCGUCGACUCCUGCUAUCCCAAAUCAAGAUCGACCAGCAAGUCGAUAAUUGGCGUGUCUCCCUCGUCACGAGAUCACGUCGCGAAGCGGAGAAGAGGACAGAUCGAGUCAGCAACCCCCGCAGCGAGGAAGGGUUUGCGCCUGCGUCCGUCUCUUCCGUUGUCGCGAAGGGUGAAACUGAUGCGCGACGAACGAGGGAGGGAAAGGGAGAGGAACGGAGAUGGAAGACGCUGGUUGAAAGGAGAGAGAACGGUGACCAUCGGAUAGAAAGAGGGAGAGAGAGAGAGAGAAAAAAGAGAGGGACGUUGAACGUUGAACGCCGUGGCCUCGCAGUCUCCUCUCAUUCGCGCCGCGCACGAAGACUCGUCGCGCUUCCUUUUGUAUUUUUGCGAGCGAGUCGCAGCGUAACGUAGCGCCUGAUCGCUUCCACGCUCGGCGAGAGAUCUCCGUUGUAAAUCCAUCGUGCAUCGUUCCCGGUGGCGUGCCACGGCGGAUGCGAGGCUCCUGCAAAACGGCGCCUGAGAAACGUCGGACAGCGAAGAGACUCUCCUGCGUCCUGCGAGAGGAGAGCCGCCUGUGACCUGUCGAUUCGAAGACACGAGGACCAAUCGAUAUGCGACUCAGGGAGUCCGUCUCGGUCUCGGUGCCGAUACAUCCCGGUGGACUGAACAAUAACCAGCUCCGCAGGCACAGCCCGAGCCGGAGCACCGGAGCCGGCGAGAUCGGCGAUCGCAACGAGAACGCGACCCAGAAGCCGGUCGCGCCCGAGCCGGACUACCCGAACGACGAGUCGGCGGACUUCCACUUGGCCGAGGACACCACCACGUGGUCCUCCCUCGCGAUCGCGCGUGACAACGUGCAGCAGAGCAACCUGCAAGCCCAACCGCCCGUUAACGUUAAUAACAAUCUCACCGAGUCGAGGAUACAAAGGAACAGUUCCGCCGAGAGUCUCGCCGAUUACGAAGGCACGAACGAAGAGCAAUCCGCCAACGUAAACAACAAUCUAACCGAGUUGAAGAUACAAAGGAGCAGCUCCGCCGAGAGUCUCGCCGAUUACGAAGGGCGUAACUCUCCGCACGAGAAACUCUCAUCGCGCGAGUUGACGCCGUCCGAGUGGUCGGACUGGUCCGAGGAAGGGAACCUGCCGGCGGGCUGUCGCGGCAUCGUCAACCCCAACUACCCCGGCUUCCAGCAUCUGGCGCCAUCCCUGCUGUCGGAUACCGACCUGACCGAGGACGAGCACGACAGCUGCUCGGAUUACCCGUCGCACUACAGCGUUAACCAACAUCACCACGAGGUGGUGGCCCCGUUGCCGGAGAACGACAACGAGUACAACAACAACAUCGACGACAGCAUCAACCACCUCGGCGGUCAGCGCAACGACCGCAAGACCUUCUACGAGAAGCCGAAGUUCAAUAUACAGACGGUGACCUCUCUGUACGAGUCGGUGGUGCCGCCUUCGGAAAAGUGCAUCAACUACGUGAAGAGCGUGGAGGUCUCUAGGUCCGAGGAGAAGGCGCUCUCGCCAGAGCCGGAAGAAGUCGUCGUGAACGGCAUCGUCGAGGCGGAGACCCACCUGACGCUCCUCGACGAGCGGGAGGAGGGUCUGGCCGACCAGGUGGACGAGCGCCCCCCCGAAUUGUCGCAGGUGACUUUUGAGGAUAAACGCGAAAGGGAGGUAUCCGUCGAGGUCGAGCUGGUGGAGUUGACCACCGGCGUGAAUGAAAGCCUGCAGUUUCCGGAGAUCGAGGAGAUCCUGGACUCCGGAAAGACCAGCGAGAUCGGCGAGACGGAGGACGUCACGGUGGAGCACAUCGACCUGAUACGCGAGGCAAAGGAGUUGCCUCAUCCAGAUCGGUCCAAAAUAGGCAACCGUCAGCCGACGACGACGACGACGACGACGACGACGACGACGUCGACGGACGGCUCGGCCGACGACGACGAGUCGGAGAACAAUAGCGAUUACUCCGAGGGUUUCGCCGAGGAACGACCUACCUACACGAAGCUGGAGGAGAUCGAUCUGCUGUCGAGCAUCGGCCGUGACAUCGGCGUUGAUCUCGAGAAGUACGCCCAGCCGGUACCGGACGUGGUCGCGAUGGAGUCAAUCGAGAAUAUGCGCCAAUCGCGGUCCGCCUCGAUCGUCAAGGAUCACGUCGACACCAACAAGCUGCUGGACCGCGAACUCCCGGAGAUGUCCAGCGCGGACGCCCGGAAGAAGGAAAAGAUGGAAAACCAGGCCAAGCGUCGUCAGCAGCAACAACAGCAACAGCAGCAAUCGCGAAACUCCAACUCUCAGAGGCGUCCCGAUAAGCGCAGAGCUGAUAUGGAUAAUGGAUCUGGUGGCUUCGACGUUUACAACAUUGAGACAGCGAUGCCAAAGAUCGACCUGGAUGCAAUCGAGUCACAUCUCCGAGCCGCACGCGAGGAAGAACGUCGGCGACGAAACGAUCGCGAAGAGAUUAGACGAAGACUCGCAAUGGGACCUGAUGCCGAAGAUUUACGCACCGAACGUGGACGAAAACCGAGUCUCCAGUCACGUCUUCAGAGUGGAAUGAAUCUUCAGAUUUGCUUCAUGAAUGAGACAUCAUCGGACACAGAGUCCCCGGGUUCAGAAAAUGACACGUCUCCUGGAUCCACGCCUACGUCUCUCGGUUCGAAGCAACUCGGUGGAAAGCAGCAGGCACCGACAAGGCCACAGGUGUUGAGUCUUCCGUCUCUAAGACUGGACACAGGCGCGAAUUCCACACCACCGGUCGACGAGGCCGACUUCUUCGCGCGACAAGCCAGACUGCAGACCGAGGCGCGAAUGGCCCUGGCACAGGCCAAAGAAAUGGCACAUAUGCAAAUGGAAGUGGAGAGGCAGAGGUUGAAGCAAAGUCCCAUUACCGAGAUGGUGCGAUGCAGCUUAGAGAAAGUCGGCGUACAGCUGGGAGAGGACAGACGUAGAUUAUCUCGUGUUCUUCUCACGGAAUUGAAUGUCGCCCAACUGCAAGUAGUAGCGAAUGACUUGCACGCAAGAAUCGCCGUGUUGAACGAGGCGCUUGUUGAAGGACUUUUGAGGAGAGACGAUUUACAUAUGGAGCAAGAUUCGAUGCUUGUUGAUGUGGAAGAUCUCACUCGAUAUUUAAGAAACAAGCAAAGCAUGCAGCAAACGGCAAAUCGAAACUAUCAGCAAUCUUCUUCAGCUCCGAUGAAGCUGUCGAUGAAACCAAAGUUAACGCAUUUGAAUCGCGGCCUGGUUGCUCUUGUAAGAAAAUAAUCCUUCGCCACGAGACUGCGCAGUCUCGUCGGAAAUUAAACUCCGAGCGAAAAGGGACACCACGGAUUUUAUGAACGUGAAAGGAAGAAACGAAGAAACUUCCCUUGGGAAAGGAAAAGAAUCCUUGCAGAAAGAGAGAGAACGAAAGAGAAGAGACGAAGAAAAAACGCUUUUUCUUUGGCAGGCGAAAGCAGAAUUUUCAUUGGAGAUAAAAUGAUGAAGAAAGCUUCUUCAUGAAAGAGGAUGAAAGAUCUUUUUUUUUUUUUUAAAAAAAAAGACGGAGACACCUUCCUUGGAAGAAAAAAAUUGUCGAGUAUAAAAGAUCGAUUAUGUUAGAGACCGUGGUGUGCGUGCUCGAGAACUCUGAAAAAAACAUUUAUAUGUAAUGAUCAGCUUUGAUAACGGUGGAGUCAUUCCCACUUCAUUGACAACGGGGGAUAACAGUGAACAUCUUACCCCUGAAUUUCCAAGUGUUUUUACAGCUUUGUCGUUAAUCACGUGGAAGUAGAAAUUUACGUAUGUUCGUACUGCGUAAGCGAGCAGAGCAACGAGUACUCGUUUGUACCCCUCACAUUGAGAUUCUCCAUCUCUUUCUAUCUCCUUCUCGUCUGUACUCGCUCGGCCCCUAAGCUCAGAUUAUGUCCCGCGCGACAUGCAUGCAUGUGUCUACGAGUGUAUCGAUUAUUCGCCUUUAAAUAAUAGGGUAUCAUUAGCGAGGACGGAUCCCUUCUCUCUGUUAUACAUAUAACGAAGAUUUAUAUCGGAUUAUUGCCGUCGAGAUUUCACAUGAUGUUUAAAGAAAGCGCUUCGUUCCAAGUCAUCCAAUAUAAGUCGUUCACGCGUGCAUUGAUGUUAAUGUCGAUACUUCGUAAAAUCGCAUUCGUUUCGCAUGGCGCGUAGAAUAUUCGAACGGCAAACUUAUGUAUUUUACGAAUCCAUCCGUAGAUUUAUAAAUUCAAUUUCGAUUUCAUAAAUAUUCGGAUGUGUACAUCCUUGCUUCGGUAGAUCUCUAGAUCCGCCAUUAGACGCCGUCAGCAGAUUAAACAGAUCCUAUCACAUAUACAGUCGUUCCACCCGGCUUGGCAAUGCGAGACACUGGUGAAACGAUAAAUCAGUUUUUAUUUAUCGACGAGGAAAAUCAAUACCUUCUUGAGUAACACAAUGCGCGCGCAAGGGAAAGUAGAUGGAAUGUAAACGCCACUCGAGGCGAAGAGAGUGCAAUGACCGUGAAGAACGAAAAAUGCGUCACAUAUCCAAAUAGUUGAUUUAGUAUGCGAAAAGCGAUUAGUCCAUAUAUAGAGCAACUAUGAAAGCGUAAUCGGAUAAGGAAGGAUACCUGAUUGAAUCGCGCUAUUCGCGAGGUUUAAUCGUUUACUAUGUCACGAAGACGACUUUUGGAAUUUGAAAUUGAAAUUAUUCAACGAUAUGGAUUAUUCGAUUCUUGCAUUGAUAUUAUUUUUGCAUGCUGGUCCUCAUAUGAUCUCAUUCACGCGCAGGAUUUCAAAUGUAGUCAAAAUAAAUUUCAACGAGUCUAAGCCGCA
This is a messenger RNA of Pogonomyrmex barbatus (red harvester ant), 5009 nucleotides long. It is a transcript of the gene Schip1, whose product is annotated as Schwannomin interacting protein 1. Lineage: Eukaryota; Metazoa; Arthropoda; Insecta; Hymenoptera; Formicidae. Gene Ontology annotation, biological process: positive regulation of hippo signaling. The record is from RefSeq and is a predicted model, not a curated record. Gene Ontology annotation, cellular component: cell junction; plasma membrane.